Messenger RNA from Astyanax mexicanus (Mexican tetra), 1157 nucleotides. It is a transcript of the gene abitram, whose product is annotated as actin binding transcription modulator. The coding region runs from base 87 to 620 and encodes 177 amino acids. Lineage: Eukaryota; Metazoa; Chordata; Actinopteri; Characiformes; Acestrorhamphidae. The record is from RefSeq and is a predicted model, not a curated record. Gene Ontology annotation, molecular function: actin filament binding; actin monomer binding. The transcript has 6 exons. Gene Ontology annotation, biological process: regulation of filopodium assembly; regulation of actin filament polymerization; dendrite morphogenesis. Gene Ontology annotation, cellular component: dendrite; lamellipodium; nucleus.
CGUGCGUGUCAGCCGGACUGUAGUUCGGGACGGACAGGAUUUGUAGUCCGUCAUGGUGUUUGGAGGAAGCCUGCUGUGUGUUUGCGAUGGAAGAAGCGGAUAAAACAGCUCCGUCUGUGACUGAUAGGUACUAUACGCGAUGGUAUAAAACAGAUAUGAAAGGAAAACCGUGUGAAGACCACUGCAUUCUCCAGCAUUCAAACAGAAUCUGUCUCAUCACUCUUGCGGAGACUCACCCUAUCCUGCAGAAUGGGAGGAAGAUCAAGAACAUCAACUACAAGAUCAGUGACGGAUGCAGCCGCCUGAACAACAAAGUAUCCGGGAAGUCAAAGAGGGGUGGCCAGUUCCUCACGGAGUUUGCUCCUCUGUGCAGAAUAACAUGUACAGACAACAUGGAGUACACCGUUUUUAGCUGUAUCAGGGGACGCCUUUUAGAAGUCAAUGAGGACAUCCUCAAGCAUCCUGAUCUGCUGCUGGAGAAGCCUUCUACUGAUGGGUACAUAGCAGUCAUCCUACCAAAACUUGAGGAGAGCAAGAGCAUCACCAAUGGCCUUCUGACUAGAGAACAAUAUGAGGAAGUUGUCUCUAAACGGACCAGUCAACAACAAGAGCCUUGCUGAGAUCAGCCUUACAGAAAUUCUCAGGAACAUUCUAAUCCUCUGUUGACCUGUGGUCAUUAUUACUCCUGUGUUUUUUGUAUAAUAGGGAAGAAGAGAGAGCUGUAGCCAUUGUUGCAUUUUGUUUCAUAUUAGUGUAUGCGGCUCUUGGUGCAGAAUUUUUCCCCUUAAGGUCAGUUUAGUUUUUUUUUUUUUUCCUUUUUAUAUUUAGGGCCAGUUUCCCAAACAGGGAUUAAAGCGUGUCUUGGACUACACAGCAUUUUAAAUAGAGAUUUUGCACUCAAAGAAAACAUAUAUCUAUAACUAGCCUUAAUUAACUUGAGUCCUGGACUAUACAGCACUGUGAAUGGAGAUUCUUCACUGAAAGGAGUUAUGUAGGACUAAGCUUAAGUCCUGUAUGGGAAACUGUCCCUUUUUUUUUGACUUGCCUGUGUCUGGCCUUUUGUUCUGUAUUUAUUACCAUUUUUGGUUUGCAUACAUAAGAGCCUUUAUGAAGAUGUAUUUUGUAAAAUGCACAAAUAAACGACUCAACCAUCAAUA